AUGCAGUCCCUAGAUGAGGGUGGAAAGGGCUUCCCCAAUUUACCCGGAUCUGCAAGCUUGCUCAGUGACUUAGGAAAAUGUUUGUUGGUCAAGCUCCGUGGGCAUAAGUGCUACAUAGGAUACUUGAGAGCUGUUGAUCAGUUCGGAAACAUCGUCUUAAGUGAAGCAGUUGAGCGAAUUUUCGUUGGAAAUAAGUAUGCUGACAUAAGCCAGGGUAUCGUGUUGGUUCGUGGUGAGAACAUAUCCCUCAUUGGAGAGCUUAAGAGCGACUAUGCCAUUUCCUCUUCUUAUGAACGUGUCUCCGAAGAAGAAAUAUUCCGCUUGCAGGCAGAUUUGAUUUCCGAACGGAGAGAAGCACACAAGCGCAGAAUAGAAAUUCUCGCUUCGCGUGGAAUCCCAUGGUUGGAUCAGGAUUUUAUGGAUGACAUGUGA
Molecule: messenger RNA, 432 nt
Organism: Hydatigera taeniaeformis
Lineage: Eukaryota; Metazoa; Platyhelminthes; Cestoda; Cyclophyllidea; Taeniidae
Source: the annotation of a GenBank genome assembly